Messenger RNA from Vigna unguiculata (cowpea), 1734 nucleotides. Its product is annotated as Tetratricopeptide repeat (TPR)-like superfamily protein. Gene Ontology annotation, biological process: RNA modification. NCBI's taxonomy places the organism in Eukaryota, Viridiplantae, Streptophyta, Magnoliopsida, Fabales, Fabaceae. Gene Ontology annotation, molecular function: RNA binding; protein binding. The record is from RefSeq and is a predicted model, not a curated record.
UGAUACUACCGAAAAUGCCCUUGUUCUUGUUUUUUGAAAAGCUCGCUCAAUUGUAAAAGAAAGAAAAGGCUUGUUUUUUCGGCGCAUAUGCCUGCCAUGCAGAGCAUGUAGCAGCGCAAGGACACUAUUAUGUCUAUGCGCACGUUAUUCCAACUUGCGUUCCCCCUUCGUCGUCGUCGUUGUAGUUACUCUACCCAAAACUCUGCGCUUCGAUCUCUUCUGGAUUAUUCAGGAAGCGACCUUGUAGCGUUGGUAGCUACUCAUUUGAGUAAUUGUGCUACUGUGCGGGAACUGAAUCCAUUGCAUGCCCACCUUCUAAGGACGCAUUUUUUUAUCUCCAAUCCGGCGCCGUUUAAUUGGAACAAUAUUAUAAGAUCAUACACCAGGCUAGAGGCUCCACGCGAUGCACUUCGCAUCUACGUUUUAAUGUUGCGGAAUGGGGUUUUGCCCGAUUGUUACUCCCUUCCCAUUGUUCUGAAGGCCGUCUCCCAAACUUUUGAUGUUAAGCUCGGGAAACAGCUUCACUCAGUUGGUAUCAAGAUUGGAUUGCAAUGUAACGAGUUCUGUGAAACUGGGUUUUUAAGUUUGUAUUUUAAAGCUGGCGAGUUUGGAAGUGCCCGAAUGGUGUUUGAUGAAAAUCCUGACCCGAAGCUUGGUUCUUGGAAUGCUGUAAUAGGUGGGCUUUCGCAGGCUGGCCUUGUCCGGGAUGCGAUUGGCGUGUUCCUUGAUAUGAAGAGGCGGGGAUUUGCGCCGGAUGGGUUGACCAUGGUUAAUGUGACUUCGGCUUGUGGGAAGAUUGGUGACCUCAACCUGGCUCUCCAGGUGCAUAAAUGUGUUUUCCAGGCUGAAGCUGGUGAGAGGACUGAUGUUUUGAUGUUGAAUUCGCUGAUUGAUAUGUAUGGGAAGUGUGGGCGGCUGGACCUGGCUUACAAGGUUUUUGCAACUAUGGAGGAAAGAAAUGUGUCGUCGUGGACGUCCAUGAUCGUGGUGUAUGGUAUGCAUGGACAUGUGAGGGAAGCGCUGGAAUGCUUCUGUCAUAUGAGGGAGGCUGGGGUGAGGCCAAAUUAUGUGACUUUUAUUGGAGUGCUUAGUGCCUGUGUGCACGGUGGGGCAGUUCGAGAAGGGAGAUUUUAUUUUGAUAUGAUGAAGAAUGUUUAUGGCAUAGCACCCCAAUUGCAGCAUUAUGGAUGCAUGGUAGACCUUCUGGGUCGAGCUGGAUUGCUUGAGGAUGCCAGAAGAAUGGUGGAGGAGAUGCCUAUGAAGCCAAACUCGGUAGUGUGGGGGUGUUUGAUGGGUGCGUGUGAAAAAUAUGGGAAUGUGGACAUGGCGGAGUGGGUGGCUAAGCAUUUGCAAGAAUUGGAACCUUGGAGUGAUGGGGUUUACGUGGUGUUGUCUAAUAUCUAUGCCAAUAGAGGAUUGUGGAAGGAGGUGGAGAGAAUAAGAUCGGUAAUGGAAGAAGGAAGACUUGCUAAGGUUCCUGCUUAUAGCCUGACAACUAAUUCAAAUUGAAGAUAAUUUAUUUAAGCAUCAGUAAUUUACACUAAAUUAUAGUUUUGCCUGUAUUGACCAUGACUUGCAAAUUGAUGUUUUGAUUUUUCGAUAAUGUAUACUCCAUAAACAGAAGAUGUUUCCAUAACCAUUAUUUUUGUGUUAAUGAAUGGGCAAGUUGGUUAGGGGAAGACCCAAGUAGGUAUGGAUAGCUCACUAGAGAGUAGAGAAAUUUUGAUCUGUAAA